This is a messenger RNA of Zea mays, 732 nucleotides long. RefSeq lists its product as uncharacterized. The record is from RefSeq and is marked validated. Lineage: Eukaryota; Viridiplantae; Streptophyta; Magnoliopsida; Poales; Poaceae. The coding region runs from base 77 to 493 and encodes 138 amino acids. The transcript has 3 exons. Gene Ontology annotation, cellular component: chloroplast.
AGAUAAGCGUUCCAGAUCGUACUGGACCAAUCUGCCACCACACUUUGAUCACACACAGGAAGUUGAGAUCAGAAAAAUGCAGGCUGCCGCUACUGCCGCCGGGUUCUCGGCCGUGCUGCCCGCCAAGGGCAGGCCGGCGGCGAGGAGCAGGGUGGUGGCCCGUGUCCCCGCCACAAGGAGGAGCGUCCGUGUAGCUGCCGUCGUCGCGACCGAGGCCGCGCAGAUCGACUACAGCUCAAGCGUCUCGGUGUUCCCGAUGGAGGCCUGCGACCUGCUUGGUGGCGACGCGUGCAACGGGCCCAUGUUCCCGGAGGCCAAGCCCGCCUCGGCGGCGGCGGCGGCGAGCAGGAGUGUGGUCGGGGUGGACAGGGACUACCUGUCCUACGACGAGCCAAAGACGGUGUUCCCGGGCGAGGCGUGCGAUGACCUUGGCGGCGAGUUCUGCGAGGCGCCGUACCAGGACGGCGUCUCCAAGGAGCUGGCGCACGCCUGAAGACCCUGAUCCAUCCAUUUCUGUCCACCACGCUAUGUACGUAUGUGUAGCAGAUGGUUUACAUCUACGUGUUAGAGCCCGGAGAGCUGGAGAAGCUAGCUAGCGUGCUUACAGAAUAACAGCAGCCAAGCAAAGCCAAGGGUGUGUAUAUAAUAGGCAUGCCUUGGGUUGUGUCAGCUGCGACUGUAUGUAUAGUUUAAACCAAGAUGAAAUGGUACUGAUGGUGAUAUUCCGUGUUU